UGUUCGAACUUCGAGUGGAGAUCUCCGGUGAACUAUAAAAAAAAAAAAAAAAAAAUGAAAAAAAUUGCAGGAGUCACGUGACCGCGCGCAGUAGUUCCAAGAUGGAGACUGGAGUGCGCGGUGCUACUUUCGCUACUUAGCUACUAGCCUCAUCAUCACAAUUCUUAAAACACCAUGUGAGCAAGGACCUUUCAUUAACUCCCAGUUCCUUCUUCGUUUGAGAUCUUUCCAACGCCGACGAAGUAAACAGGAGUCGUCUUUGUCCCCCAAAAAAUAUAUACUAUAUAUAUAUAUUGAAGACAAGUAGGCUAAGGAGAAGUGGGGAGAGAACCAAAAGUGCAAAUGAAGAGCAAGUCAAUGUAAAACAGGAAGCAGCUAUGGCGUUAAGAGAGUUAAAAGUUUGUCUUCUGGGGGAAACUGGUGUUGGCAAGUCAAGUAUCGUGUGGAGAUUUGUGGAGGACAGCUUUGACCCAAACAUCCUACCAACUAUUGGGGCAUCUUUUAUGACCAAGACGGUACAAUACCAAAACGAGCUGCACAAGUUCCUCAUUUGGGACACAGCAGGACAGGAGCGGUUUCGAGCUCUGGCACCAAUGUACUACAGAGGCUCUGCAGCGGCCAUCAUUGUUUAUGACAUCACAAAAGAGGAGUCCUUCCAAACGUUGAAGAACUGGGUGAAGGAGCUGCGUCAGCACGGCCCUCCCAAUAUCGUGGUGGCCAUCACUGGCAACAAAUGUGAUCUGUCGGACGCCAGGGAAGUCUUGGAGAAGGACGCCAAGGACUACGCCGACUCCAUCCAUGCCAUAUUUGUCGAGACCAGUGCCAAGAACGCCAUUAACAUCAACGAGGUGUUUAUAGAGAUAAGUAAGCGUAUCCCAGUCGCAGGCGCGGGAACGUCGGGAAAAGGUUUCAAACUGGGGCGACAAGAAUCAGAGUCUCGCAGGACGUGCUGCUGAUGACACCGGUGACUAUUUGUCACGUUUCCCUAACCUCAUCCUUCCAUUGUAUAGCUAUCAACACGAGCAUGAGGAGCGACAAAAACAAUGCACGAGAAAUGGGUUUUUGAAGUGACAGAAGAAAGUCUACAAAUAAUCUGGUUGGUGUCGCUGGUUUGUCAUCUCCCACCCAUAAGACAUACGAGAGUGAUUAUUUUUUAUAGUGCUUAAAUUAUUGUUUUUAAUAAUUAUUUCUCAACUUCAUAAUAUUGACUUUUCUCUGCAAUCUGUAAUUUUGUAUUAUUGAUUCCUCAUGUUGGAAAAAGCUCAUGUCAACUGCAAAUACAGAAAUUGAUUUACAAAUGUGAGGCAGCCAAUGGCCUUUUUUACAUGAUAUUGUUCCUAUUUCACUACUUACAAAAAGUUAGGGAUGUUGGGUUUAUGGGGGAAAUUUCACGAUGAACCUAAAAUACGUUAUAACCUUGACAGGUGAACUCAGUUUGAUCUUUAAACUUUUGAGUGCACAUCCGGUUGUACCAUGUUUCAGUACUUUUGCGUAACUCGCUGUUCGGUAACAAGGUAUUUGAUCCAUUUUCACAUCAUGAGACCAAGACGACAUCUAACAACGGAUCAACGGUAACUCGCCGUCGCAAGGCUUAAACAGGUUGUUCACAGAUGGAAAUGGCCACUGAACUAAGAGCUCUGAGAUAUGGAGAGAAUGGAGGCGUCACAGAAAGGCAUAAAAGUGGAAAUCUAUAACACCUUUUGUAAAUUUAGCCCUUCAGCUCCUUGUUGGAGAACAGUGGGUUGUUCAAACAGUACUGAAAACUGAACAGCUUGACAUGUGCAUUCAAAACUUUAGAGAAGAUCAAAUUAUGUUCACCUGUAAAGGUUAAUAGUGCAUUUUAGGGCCAUCCUGAAAUUUCACCCCAAAGCCCAAUAUCCUGAACUUUUUGCGACUAACAGUGAAUGUUGCGUUGUUCAUCUCCUUAGCUUGUCGUCUUGACGACUUUGCAGCUAGUUAAUAACCGCUUAACACCCUCCGUUUCGGUAUUGUUUAUAUUUGUUCAGUGAAAACUCUGUAAUGUCUGACCUAAAGUAAAAGAAAAAAAAAAUGAGCGCAAGAAGCUGACGUGGCACUACGUCAAAACUCGCAUUGACCCCUGGAUGAACCUCCGCCUCUGAUCUGCUUUCAGUUACCCGGCAUGAGUUAGUGAGGCUUUUCUGCACCCCCCCCCCCCCCCCCCCUCCUCACUUGUAACUUCAAACACUUAACUUUACGGAUGUUUCAUCUCACACAGUGAUUUCUUUUUUGUAUUUGUUUACUUAUCGGUGGCCUGCAACCCCAACAUAUUUGCAGAGUCUCUUUUCAUAAUGUGAUCAAGUGGAACCCCCAAAGUCAAACACAAUCUGUUAUGCAACGCUGGUUGGAAAUAAUGUUGAGUGAAUAAAUUUAUUCCAAGCUCAAACCAUCAAAAAGACUUAACUUUUUUAACGUUUACACUAUAGGCAGUUUUUCAAAGUAACAGUUGAUUAUUGCUCACUGUUCAAGUAUAAACAGUAUAAAGUUAACCAAACUAACUACUACUAAAAACUGCAAUUAACUGCUACUUUUCCAAAGACGCCAGGCAGAUGGAUUAUGGAGAGUAAAAAUGUGUGGUUAUUUUUUUUGUUUUUGUUAGUAAGUGUCGCUCUGCCAAUUCUGACUUCCUCCUCUAUUCGAAAAACAAGCAUGUAAUGUUCAUUGAAGAACUGUCCAUACUGUAGUUGUGAAUGCUUAUUUGGCUUUAUAUAAAGUGCCUUUGGUGCCCUAAUCAGAAUUACUGUCAUCAUGAAAAUAUGGCAGAAUAAUGAAACUCGAGUUUGAGGUGUUAUUAUAAGUGGCUAAAUAUUUGCACACAUACCAGUACAAUGAUAAGUAUUAAAAUGUGUUUCUUUCAUUAUACACCAUUUUAUUCAGUGGCUGUACGUGAUUUUGCCAUGUCCUACAUACUGCUCUGCCAACUACAGUAUGUAUAAUAAGUGGUUAAAUGACACUAAAUGUAAAAAAAAAAUUCAAAAUACAUGGUUUAAUUGUUCUCAAGGUUGAUAAAAACACAUCAUUUUGAUGAUAUAUAUUCUAUUUUCAUGAUCAUAUUCAACAUUUUGUAUGUGCCCCUGAAAUUGCUGCCCACCCUGUCAUUAUGGGGUAACUGCCCCUUUAGGAAACCUGAUGUUUUUAGUGACAUGAAAUAGUGGAUAGAACUAAACAUUUACACUUAACGUUUUGUAAAUUUCAUCAUACCAUGUGUGUAGUUGGAGUUUGUCAACCUUAACAUGUCCACUCUGUCAUAGUGAAAUAUCAAUUGAUAUAAAAACCUUUCAGAAAUUCAAAAUACCGUAAAUUCUCGUGUAUAAUGCACACUUGUUUCCCCCCCAAAUUGUCAAAAGUCAAUGGUGCACAUUACACACCGGUAUAGGAGAAAAUGAAAGACUUUUACAUUUUAUAAAUGUAUGCCCCCAUCUAGAGGUUAUGAAAAAGCUGUACACUUUCAUUCCACUAUGCCACCAUCCCCUAGAGGUUAUGAAAAAGUUGUACCCUUUCAUUCUCGUAUGCCACCGAGAGGUUAUGAAAAAGGUGUGGCCUACACUUUCAUUCCAAUAUGAUGGGUACUUAUGACUGCAUAUUUGUACAAUUGUGCUCAUAACUUUACAUACCCAGGCAGAAAUUGUGAAAUAAUGUUUUUGUUUUUAAAUACGACUGAUGACUGAACAACAACCAUUAUUCAUUUAUUUAUGGUUAUGUUUUGUUUAAUGAUCAUGGUUUUCUGAAAUGCUUGACAGUUUAAUUUGAAUCCCAUUAAAAUAAAAUUUUAUGUGUUUUGCCUGGUCCUUGAUGUUUUUUUUUUUACGUAAUUGUACACUUACAAAUUCUGCCUGGGUAAUCAAACAUAUGAGCACAACUGUGUGUUUUCUCAUUUACUAAAUAAAAGUAGGGCUGUGAAUUUCAAAAUAAGAGCAAUAAAUAAAAGGAAACUAUGAUUUGUUCAAAUAAAGGGCUUAACUUCAGAAUAAUUAUUUGAAAAAAACUUAACAAAAUACAGACAAUACUUCAUGUUUUGAUCAUAUGGGUAGAAGCAAAAUUAAUGCAUUGUAAAAAUGUAUUAUACAUAGGUAGAGGGGUUUUCCAGAAUUUUUAGCUCAACCUAUGGGGGUGUGCAUUAUUCAUGAGUGCGCAUUAUACACGAGAAAUUGUGGUACUUAAAACAGUACGUAGUCCACUUGCUUAAUGAAUCUUGUUGCCACAUUAAGGUCCAUCCACCAUGUGCUCCUUAAAUGCGACUGUGAGCCAAAAAUGUGCACCUGGUCAUUGUGCACAUUUAUAACAGCAUAACAUCUAGUAAAUAUGAAAUUGAACAGAAAAUGUAGUUUUUGUCAUGCUUGUCCUCUUUGCUAUCACUGGUAGAAAAUGAGCUCCCAAGUUGUCUGACUUUUGGGGUGUUGGACUAUGGAGAUUCCACUGCAGUUGUCACUAUGACAGAGAUGUCAGAAUCUUUUUUUAAUGUAAUUUUCAGUUAAUUGGUCAUUUAACAAGACUUGCACAGCAACAUUAUUAGUGUUGACUAUAACUUGCAGCAAUCGAAAUGGAGGCUUUGAAAACUGCACAUUGAUUACAGGUACAUCCCAAUAAAUUAGAAUAUGGUAGAAAGGUUCAUUUAUUUCAGUACUCAUACACCAUAUAGAUUCAUUAAAUACUUAGCAGAGGGCUACUUAAUUUCUACAUUAAAAAAUGUUUCUGAUUGUUCGAUGCAUAUGAAAAAAAAAUACACAUUUUUUAAAAAUAUGAAAUAUUUCACUGAGUGUGUGUAGUACAUAUCUAUAAUGGAAUAAAUUGAACUACCUAACUAACUAAAGGUUUUGACACUAAUUUACUGGAAUUUACCUGUAUAUUCACUCCCUGUGCCACUUACAUUCUGCGGUCUGUCUGUUUUUUCCUCGUGGAAAUCAAACUAUUUAGAUUUUCUUUUGUUGUCCGCUUCUACUUGAUGUGAUCAGUUAGGUGCCACGUUAAAGCCUUUUUUUUUUUUUUUUUUUUUUACUAAGUCAUACAUAUGUAACACUUGUGAAAAUCGCCUAACUGUGCUGAAAUGUUGGAAGGCUGAUUGUGAAAUUGUGAUUGCAAAGGCUGCCUAAUUCUGCGGAAUGGAGAGAAGCUGUGUGUGCCACUGUUGCAGUAAAUAAAACAUCAACCGUC
This is a messenger RNA of Phyllopteryx taeniolatus (common seadragon), 5169 nucleotides long. RefSeq names its product RAB22A, member RAS oncogene family (gene rab22a). The transcript is spliced from 7 exons. Gene Ontology annotation, molecular function: GTP binding; GTPase activity. Lineage: Eukaryota; Metazoa; Chordata; Actinopteri; Syngnathiformes; Syngnathidae. The record is from RefSeq and is a predicted model, not a curated record. Bases 378 to 956 code for a protein of 192 amino acids.